This is a messenger RNA of Lachnellula hyalina, 1728 nucleotides long. RefSeq lists its product as uncharacterized. The transcript has a single exon. The coding region runs from base 1 to 1728 and encodes 575 amino acids. The record is from RefSeq and is a predicted model, not a curated record. Lineage: Eukaryota; Fungi; Ascomycota; Leotiomycetes; Helotiales; Lachnaceae.
AUGUCGUCCGACCUCCUAGCCGAGUUUGACAGCUUCUACAACCCUUCUUCGAAGCCGAACGCUCCGGCGAACUCAACCCCUGCGUCUCACGAUCUUUCAUUCUUAAGCCAUACGAAUCUACAGAGUCAGAAUGGACAGCAAUCGCAGAGUCAAUCUGCCCAGCCGAGCGGCGAUAUAUGGGGAGGAAUGACCAGUUUUCAGUCCAAUGCGAACUCAACACAAGCAAACGCGGCGCGGGAUGAUAUUUGGGGGUCUUUUGAGGCUGCUAUCGAACCAGUCAAGCCAUAUACACAGAGUUUUGCUCCUUCAGCAUCAAAUUAUGGAGCGUUUACCACCGCAAAUAAAGGCCAGCAAAACCCUGGGAUCGUCCGGAGACCGACGCUGGACUUAUUUUCGAAUAAUGACCAUCACGACUCAUUCAAUAGUAUACCAGGACCAAAGGCCCAGCCACAACCUCCCAUGCAAGCGGCUCCUCCCAUAUUUUCUCCCGGAGACGUUCUCUUUGAUGCUACCGAGGAGUUGGAGGACGAGGAUGAUUUUGGUGAUUUCGAGACUGUCACUUCUCCGGAGCCUCCACCACCGAAACCUCAAGUGCCAGUACAAACUCAGCCACCUCAGCCAUCUCAGUCCCUAGAUCUUAUGUUUGGUGCAACGACAUUGGAACCGAAGCCAACCAAAAGACCCAACAAUCUAUUACCAAGUAAUCUAAAUUCUGGCGGCUUGCCGUAUCCCCAAGCACCAAAGUCACCUUCCUUCCAGGAAAGGAAUCCAUUUGGUAGCUUAGGGUUAUCUAUGAAUCCUGUAACAGCAGUGAAGAAGGAAGAGAAACCUAAAACAGCUUCCCCAAUAACAGCAUGGCCAUCAUUCGCGCCUCCAGCACCAGAGAUAUACCGAGACUCGCCCGUCCUAGACAAUCAACCAGACGAUGACUGGGGCGAUUUCGCCGACCUCCCUCCUGAGACCCCAGCUAAACCAACUGCAAAACCAGCUUCAGGAAUCGAAGCAGAUGCAUGGGCCUGGGACGCCGCGGACCAAGUUACUCCUCCAGAAAUACCCACAACUACAAGCACAGCCCCUCCACCACCAUCUAACAUUCCACCCCCCUCAGUCCUUCUAACCCUCUUCCCACCCCUCUUCGACCUCCCCCGCACCACGCUCUUCACCACCCUCUCAACCCAACCCUUCCCCCUCAAAAACCGCAUCCUCUCCGACCCCUCCACCCUCACCUUCCUGCGCGCCUACCUCCUCCUCGCAACCGUAGCAGCCCACAUAAUAGCCGGGCGAAAACAGCGCUGGAAGCGCGACACCCUGCUCUCGCAAGCCAUGAAAAUCGGACCCUCCGGCGGGAAAGGAGGCAUGAAGCUAGCAGGCGUCGAUAAGGCGGAAGUCGUGCGCGAGGAGCGCGAAGCUGCGGAUGUGGUGCGCAUGUGGCGGGAGCAGAUUGGGCGGUUGAGAUCUGCAGUUGCGGUGGCAAAUUCCAGUAUGAGGGACGGGGGACCUCAUUUGGAUAUCCCCGAGAUCAGUGAGAAUAUGGCUGUGAGGGUGCAGGAACGGGGGAUGACGGCGCCGAAGCAGUGUGUUGUGUGUGGGCUGAAGCGCGAGGAGAGGGUUGCGAAGGUUGAUGUGGGCGUGGAGGAUAGCUUUGGGGAGUGGUGGGUUGAGCAUUGGGGCCACAGGGCGUGUAGGAAUUUCUGGCUGGAGCAUGAGGCGAAAUUGAGGCAUCGAUGA